UCGAGAAACUGUCCUUCAGCGGAAAUAGUACGGGUACAAAUAGGCUAAUAGAUCUCAAUGAGAAGUCCACCACGCAGGAUGCGCACUUGAAUAACAAACGAGUGAAUAUCAAGCGGCGCAAGGAAUACAGUUGGUCGCGGAUGGAAGAGCACUGGCUGGCGGAGUGGUUCCUUUGCAGCGAGAAUGCUCUGCAAUGGCAGCGUGCUGUGGAAAACGACGCGAGUUUGACGUCAGAUGCCGGUCGCAGCCGCAGCGACGCGGCUGGUGAUAUUUCCCAGUAUUUAAUCCAGAAGGGAUGUUUUGCCUUCGAAGCCGAUGUCAUUCUGCGGCGCAUCGCCAAGAUGCAGGGCAAAGCGUUGCCGACGGUUCGGCGUCUCAAGAAAUUCUACCGCGCGGCGAAUUCUGAAAGAAAUGUUGCAACGGUUGGCAAAAGAGAAGUUAUCCCGGAGACGUCAUUACCCGCGGAUGAUCCACCGGAAGUGACGUCGCCACAACGGAAAUCGAAAAAGCGGUGCAAAUUGGUGAACGGGACAUCGGUAGAAAAGACACAGUGGAAAGCACACCGCUGGUCAAAAGCCGAUGAAGCCGCGUUAGUGGAGUGGCUGGAGACCGAUGAUAAUUUGGAAAAAUGGCGAAAUGCUGGAGUUAAUGAUCCGUCCGCGGAAACUCCACCGGAUAGUCGGAAUAAAACGGAAUUAGGGAAGAUAGCGCGGGAGUGGAUUGUGGAGCGGUGCGGUACGGCAACGGGGCUGUUUACCGUGAAAGCGAUCAAGGAGAAAGUGGCCGUUAUGCUCAGUGACUGGAACACGGCCAAUGAGUAUCUGCUGCGCACCGGCAAGGAGGCUGUAACGUUCGGGGAGGCGUGGACGCUGAAACGGGCGGCCCACGAAUCAUUGCCGACCGGUGCCGAUUCGACGCAGCACGCUGAAAAUGCAGCGGAUGUCGAGGAUUCACCUCCCGCUUCGCCUCCCGCCGUCGCCGUAAACGCCAUGAGGAAUGGUGCUCUCGAUGAGGAGGAAUCCGCGGCCGUCAUCCUAGCGUUUCUCUCCCGCAAAGCCCUCGCCCACCGCAUCUGGCCCCCACGCCUGAGCCGUGUGAAAAAGUACCGCUGUCGGCGGGGAUGCGAGGCCCGCUUGCCCACGCCGCUUCUGCGCGACAUCCACCACGUGCGACACCGCCGCGGCGACUGGGCGGCGGACGCGUCCACUCCCGUCUGUCCCGCCUGUGAUGCCGUUCCGGAUGACUGGAUGGCGCUGUGCGACCAUGUCGAUGCCGAGCACCGGUUGCUUGGUGUGUACCGGAGGCCGAAGCCGGUGAAAGCGAUGAAGGUGAAGCGGAUCAAAGGCGAAAGCGGGCGCAGCGUUUACCCGAAAUGCCAGGAAUGCGAAAUGGAAUUUAUUUCGCGUCCGGUCCGGGAAGUCCACUACUGGCGUCAUGAGGAAACGUUGCCGGAGGAUACCGACCAGGAGCAGCAGUGUCCCGCCUGCACCUUCUCCACGGUCAGCCGGUCGACGCUGAUCGCACACGUGGACGAGCGGCAUUCGCGGAAAGAUCUACACCAGUGUCCGCGCUGUAAACGCUCCUUCAUCUCCUACCGACGCCUGGAGCGUCAUAUCCAGCACACACAUCUCAUGUCCGAUGCGGAGAAGCCCUUGGAGUGUCCCACGUGCCAUAAGAAAUUCUCUUCCAACCCUUCUUUUGUGCGGCAUCUCAAGGUUCAUCUCGGACCAGACAGCAUCAGCUGUCCAUUAUGCGAGCAGAAAUUCCCAAAAUUACCGAAACUGUACGAGCACAUGCAGCAGCUGCACUCAACGGAUGGCCAGCUGGUCUGUUCCAUCUGUGACAGGAAAGUGCCCAUUAAAUGCAAAGAGAGCUUCAAGAAUUUCCGCAUCCACGCCCGGGGCCACGUGGAAUACCACGAAUACCCGUGCAAUAUUUGCGGCAAAAUCUUCAAACGUUCCAGCUCCCGCACUAAACACAUGGAGGGAGUGCACAGCGCCGGUCGGCAUCAUCGCUGUGACUGUGGGAAAGCCUUCACUUCGCGGGGGCAUCUUCGUCAGCACAAGAGAGUGGUACAUGAGAAGGACAAGGUGGAUGGACGAAAGAACGCAACAGGUGGCAAGAGUGUGGCGCAGAAUAAGGACUACGUUCCGCCGCAGAAAACGAAGCACUACUCCGAGUUCCCGUAUCAGUGCGAGGAGUGUCAGCAGGGAUUCGUCCGUCGCGGGAUGUUCGCCUAUCAUCUGACCGUCCGCCACCCGGAGCGGUCGCUGGACGCUGAGCCGCAGUUGAUGCUCUCCAGCACCGCCGUGCAUCCCAAUCAGUGACCUUAGAUUUGUUAUCGUCCUUCACAAAACAUCCAAAGAAAAAUUAAUCAAGAGCUAACAGCUAAGAGAGCAUAAGAAAACUAAGAAAUUUUACUAGCGACCACCGGUUGAAUGCCAAUGAUGCAGUCUUCCUGUUUUUUUCCUACUGUUUCUGUGAUUGGUGUGUUGUGAUCUUUUUGUUGUUUCCAUUUGAUAAAUCGGUUAUUUCAUCUGCCAUCAGAUAGCAGUACUGUUUUUUGUUUUGUAAAUUCCCGCCCGGACUUGGGUUAUUUGACAAAAUGUUGUUUUUUUUUAAUGACUGAUGUGUUGAUGCAAGAUACUACCCUACAGUAGAGGUACUGCCGGAAGAAGAGGCCCCAUUCAUAGAACUACUA
Messenger RNA from Paramacrobiotus metropolitanus, 2701 nucleotides. RefSeq names its product zinc finger protein 564-like. Gene Ontology annotation, cellular component: nucleus. The coding region runs from base 141 to 2327 and encodes 728 amino acids. The record is from RefSeq and is a predicted model, not a curated record. The transcript has 4 exons. NCBI's taxonomy places the organism in Eukaryota, Metazoa, Tardigrada, Eutardigrada, Parachela, Macrobiotidae. Gene Ontology annotation, biological process: regulation of transcription by RNA polymerase II. Gene Ontology annotation, molecular function: RNA polymerase II transcription regulatory region sequence-specific DNA binding; DNA-binding transcription factor activity, RNA polymerase II-specific.